CAGGAUAAUGAAGUUGGAGCUCCAAGUUGUUGGAACAUCAACAGACAAUAGUAACGGCUUGGACUGGUAGCUGAAUAACAGUGGGAUCAUGAUCAUGAUUAUAUUCGGAAAUUGUUCAACUAAUAAAAAUACGCAUUUUUAUGGACAAGAGGUACGCACGUCACUGCAGUACUUUAAAAGUUGAGUGAAUGGAUGCGAAGGAAGGAGCAACUGUACAUGUGUUUUUACAUAUAUAGUAGGGCCGGUUUUGAGGUAUUGUGUAAGGUGGUAUUGUAGAAAAUGGAGGUAUCUCUUGGAGUGAGAAAAGGUGCCUGGACUUCUGAAGAAGAUGAUCUUCUUAGGAAAUGUGUUGAGAAAUAUGGAGAAGGAAGCUGGCAUCAAGUUCCUCCCAGGGCAGGAUUGAAUAGAUGUCGGAAGAGUUGUAGACUGAGAUGGCUGAAUUAUCUUAAGCCAAAUAUUAAAAGAGGAAAUUUUAUGACAGAUGAAGUUGAUUUAAUUAUCAGACUACAUAAGCUAUUGGGUAACAGAUGGUCGUUGAUAGCUGGCAGAUUACCGGGAAGAACUGCAAAUGAUGUCAAGAACUACUGGAAUACUCACCUACGCAAAAAGACUAUUACUUGCAAGAAAGAUGUAACGAUAAUUAAUAAACCUGUUAAGAUAACAAAAGCAAAUAUAUACAGGCCUCGACCUCGAAUCAUCUCCAAUAAGUUCUUUUGGUCAAUUAAAGAAAUCCCACCUGCUACUGUAAACACUUAUCAUAUUGGUGAUCAAGCUAAUAAUAACAGCAACCUUUCCACCACCUCUCAGGCGGCGUUGCCGCCGGUAGAAGAGGAUAAUGAAAUUAUGUGGUGGAAAAGCUUGUUAACAGAUGAGACGAAAUUGACAGACAGGGCCAGUCAGAACAACGGGCCAUCAAGAGAUAUUCAAAAUAAUAACAUCAAAAAUCAUGUUGAAGAAGGAGAAGACCAUUGCAACGUUGUCGCAGCCUUAGGUGAAAUAAAGGCGGGGGAUAGCAGUAGUACGUUCUUUGAAGAAGGCACGAGUCGGUGGGUUAAUAGUAAUGACUGUAUUCAUGAUGACUCUCCUUUUGAUGCGAACCUUUGGGAUCUUCUCCUAGAUGAAGAAAAGGACACAAUCAUGAUGUGAGCUUUUCUUUCUAAUGAUUAUGACUACUAUUAUUCUUCCCAUGUAUUAGUCCAUGUUUGCCAUAUAAAAAUCUCUGCAGCUCAUUUAGAUUUAUUAAUAAUACUACAGUUUAAAAUAUAUUUUUAUCAUGAACAUAUUAUAUACACAAUCUUUGUAGUUU
Ricinus communis (castor bean) is the source of this 1306-nucleotide messenger RNA. RefSeq names its product transcription factor MYB1. Bases 280 to 1146 code for a protein of 288 amino acids. Lineage: Eukaryota; Viridiplantae; Streptophyta; Magnoliopsida; Malpighiales; Euphorbiaceae. The record is from RefSeq and is a predicted model, not a curated record. The transcript is spliced from 3 exons.